UCCAUCAGGUACAUCAACAGUAUGGAACCUAGAAACCAAACAAGUGUUUCUGAAUUCCUUCUAUUUGCCCUUACAGAGGAUCCAGAACAGAGGUCUCUGCUCUUUCUCCUGUUUCUCUCCAUAUACAUGAUCACUGUCUUUGGAAACAUGCUUAUUGUUGUGCCUGUUGGAUCUGACCCUCACCUCCACACCCCUAUGUACUUCUUUCUUGCCAAUCUGUCCUUUACGGACAUCUUUUUCAGCACAACCACAAUCCCAAAGUUGCUAGUGGACCUCCAAGGAGAGAAGCAGAGCAUCACUUAUACAGGCUGUCUCACCCAGGUCUGCUUUCUCUUGCUUUUCACUGUUUUAGAUAAUUUUCUUCUUGCAGCAAUGGCCUAUGACCGCUACGUGGCCAUUUGUCACCCACUGAGAUACACGGUCAUCAUGAAUCCCCGCCUCUGUGGCCUGCUGACUCUACUGUCUCUGUUCAUUAGCACUGGGGAUGCCCUUCUGCACAGCCUGAUGGUGUUGCGGCUCUCUUUCUGCACAGACCGCAAAAUCCCCUACUUCUUCUGUGAAGUUAUUCAAGUCCUCAAGAUUGCCUGUUCUGAUACCCUCAUCAAUACCAUCUUCAUAUAUCUUGCAGCUACUGUAUUGGGAGGUAUUCCUCUCUUCGGAAUCAUUUUCUCUUAUGUACAAAUUGCCUCCUCCAUUAUGAAAAUGCCAUCAACAAGUGGGAAGUAUAAAGCUUUUUCUACCUGUGGGUCUCACCUCUCAGUAGUUUUCUUAUUUUACGGGACAGCCUUUGGUGCGUACAUUACUGCUGCGUUUACACACUCCUCCAAAAAGACUGCAGUGAUUCCAAUGAUGUACACCAUGAUCACGCCUAUGAUGAACCCUUUCAUCUAUAGCCUGAGAAACAAAGACAUGAAAGGAGCCUUGAGAAAAUUUGUCAGGAGUACAACUUCUUUCCAGUGA
Messenger RNA from Elephantulus edwardii (Cape elephant shrew), 960 nucleotides. Its product is annotated as olfactory receptor 7G2-like. Gene Ontology annotation, molecular function: olfactory receptor activity; G protein-coupled receptor activity. The coding region runs from base 22 to 960 and encodes 312 amino acids. Gene Ontology annotation, biological process: G protein-coupled receptor signaling pathway. The record is from RefSeq and is a predicted model, not a curated record. The transcript has a single exon. Gene Ontology annotation, cellular component: membrane. Lineage: Eukaryota; Metazoa; Chordata; Mammalia; Macroscelidea; Macroscelididae.